Molecule: messenger RNA, 1185 nt
Organism: Penicillium diatomitis
Lineage: Eukaryota; Fungi; Ascomycota; Eurotiomycetes; Eurotiales; Aspergillaceae
Exons: 4
Coding region: 1-1185 (394 amino acids)
Source: RefSeq, a predicted model, not a curated record
AUGAACAAGUAUUUGACGUUGUUUGCUUCCCUGCCCAUUGCUGUGCAAUGUGGUGAAGUGGUUUGGAGUGGUCUCUUUGACUCGUCUGCGUCGGUUGCGGAUUUUGACAAAUGGUCCUUUUCCAACCCCGUUGGCGCCUGGCAAUGGUACAUCCACGGCAACGCAAAGACAAGCACCUACCUCGGACUCUCCAAGGACUUUAAGAACCCGGCCGACACAAGCGAUGCUCAGGGUGUCCGCAUCACCAUUGACGGCACGGCCUUCUGGGAGGGCCAAGACAUGGAGCGCAGUGAGCUGAUCCCUCAAACCUCGGCCCAGCUGGGCAGUGGUCGUCUGUUCUACCACUUCUCCGUCAAGACCGACACGACAAAUGCUCCCAACCCCAAGUUUGAGCACCAGCUGGCUUUCUUUGAGAGCCACUUCACCGAGCUCAAGUACGGCCGCCUGAGCGGCGACUCGGCCACCGAAGACAACAACCUCCGCUGGAUGGUCGGCGGACAAACCAAAUGGUCGACCGACCUCGAAGCCAGCCAGUGGUACAACUUUGCCUACGACAUCGACUUUGACGGUCAGACCGUCGGCCUGUGGGCCAGCAAUGGCUCGGCACCCUUAACCGAGGUGGUCACGGGCGUCAAGGCCUCGACCUCGACCAACUCGGCGGACUGGCACGUCGGCCAGCUGCGUCUGCCUAACGGCGGGACGGAUGCCCAGGCCGAGGACUGGUUCUGGUCCGGUGUUUAUAUCGAGAAGGGUCCCAUCACCACUUCGAUCGCGGGUCCUUCGGCUGGUCAAGGGCAGGGUGAGAGUGCGGCGGCGCAGCCUCAGAGCUCGGCGCCGUCUACCAGCCAGGUUGCCACUAGCCAGGCUGCUUCUGCUUCUCCUGCUUCUUCCUCAACCAUGACCGUCGAGCAGGCCAGCACCAGCGUCAGCACCAGUGCCAGCACCACCAGCCCAGCCGGCAAACAGGCCGCCGCUACCAGCCAGACCUCUACCCCCGUCAUCCAGCAAUUGUCCACCCCCUCGGCGCAGAUCCCUUCGCAGACUCCCGCUCACACCCCCGAGCCAACUCCCGUGCCCGCUGCGACUCCGUCAGCCGGAGGCGAUGGCGACGAUUAUGAUGAUGACGAUGAGGAGUGCGAGGACGAGGAUGGCGAGGACUCUGGGGACUAUGAGGAGGACUGUUGA